Molecule: messenger RNA, 3229 nt
Organism: Diprion similis
Lineage: Eukaryota; Metazoa; Arthropoda; Insecta; Hymenoptera; Diprionidae
Product: leucine-rich repeat-containing protein 24-like
Exons: 4
Coding region: 450-2555 (701 amino acids)
Molecular function (GO): protein binding
Source: RefSeq, a predicted model, not a curated record
GUGAAAAUGACUCUACAGAACAGUGCCUUCAAUUAGUGAACCCUACGGUGACGUCUGACGGAAGUUACACAGCUGGCUAUGGGAAGAACCGCGAAUCGGUCACGUUUCCUGUCCAAUCAGCUGCCCCCAGCCCCUCGAAUCGAGCGAUAGUCCCCUUCCCCGAUGGCGGGGUAACCCGGGAGGAUAUGUAGUUUCAGAUCCUGCCGGUCUUGGAUGGCUCCAGUAAUUCAAUCAGUCCAUCACCGAUGUCCACCCUCAUCUUCGUCUAAUGGCCCGUCAAACUCACCAACACCACGGCGGUGCCUUGGCAAAAUGACAUUCUAGAACCCGGUCGAAGAGAUAGAAGGCUCAGUUGGCUCGGAGCGAAGGGUUGUGGAGAUUCGGGACAACCGAAUGCUAAAACCUUAGUGCCUGGAGGCGGCUGUCCAGACAACGAUCGAUGAUAAAAGAUGCUCGAUUCGGCGAGAGGAUCGCACAGGGUCCGGUGGUGGUGGCGAGGAGUACUUCUGGGUUCGGUACUCUGGCUGACGACGUUUGCCGAGGGCUGUCCAUCGAUGUGCGUCUGCAAGUGGAAGGGUGGCAAGGAAUGGGUCGAGUGCGCAAAACGCGGUUUGAUCGGUCUGCCGCAAGGUGCCGGCGAGGAAACGCAGGUACUGGACCUGGCGGAUAACCACCUGGUGAGCCUACCACCGCAAUGCUUCCACGCGUUGGGAUUGACCAACCUGCAGAAACUGUACCUGUCGAGGUCAAAGAUUAGCCAUCUAGCCGAAACGGCGUUCAUGGGACUGACGGGUCUGGUGGAGCUAGACCUCUCUGGGAACCAGAUCGGUCAGGUACCCUCGGAGACCUUUCCAUCGUAUGCGGGCCUCAUGCGUCUCAUCCUGAACGGGAACCCGAUCAGGGAGGUACGUCGUAAGGCCUUCCACCCCCUGGUGCACCUUACGGUACUAGAGAUGAGCGAAUGUCGGCUCGAGUCUGUCGAGCAGAACGCCUUCUUUGGACUCGGUGCCCUUGAGUGGCUCAGGCUGGACGGAAACCGGCUCACUCAUGUCCCUGAGAUGACGCUUCCACUCGGCGGAAGCCUUCGUGGACUCACCCUGCACAACAACCCAUGGAUGUGCGACUGCAAGCUCCGGCCCAUGCAAGCCUGGCUGCAGGAGUCCGCGCCAGCCGCUCCCCAGGAGGCUGAACCAACCUGCGAGGCCCCAACGAGGCUACAUGGGAAGCAGAUCAAGACUGUUAAGGUCAACGACCUCGCAUGCCUGCCGAAAGUCGAUGUCAAGGAACAGGUCGAGGUGUACGAGGGUGUUAACCUCACUUUACGCUGCGAUGUGCACGCUGUUCCAUCCGCCAAGGUCACGUGGUGGUUCAACGGCGUGCCUUACGAACCCCAGAAUGAGAACGACACCUACGCUGCUUCCGCUCCAGCGCUUACUAGGUACUACUACAGAGAGCGUGGUCACACGAACAAAAGCAACACCCUACACCUCCAGGGAGUAGAACAAUCGGACGAAGGAACGUUCACCUGCGUGGCGGAGAACAGCGCUGGUUCAGCGGAGGCCAACCUCUCGCUGCGCGUGCUGAUGCGCGAGCGAGGAACAAUCGAGCCACCAUUCGACCAGCCUAGCACAGGCUACGUAGCGGCGGUGGCGGCAGGAGCGCUGAUUGGCACGCUGUUCGCGCUGGGCUGCGUGAUCGGCAGCGUGCUGUUCUGCACGAAGCGUCGGCAGGACCGCAAGCGGAGCGCAAAGUCGCUGGUAGCGCAGGGCGGCAAGGGCAUUACGCCGGUGGUAAAGGAGAGCGCGACCCUACCGCGCAAGGAGCUGAAUUUCGAGCGGCAACAGCAGGCUCUGUACGGCGAGCGGGAGCUGAGCGGCAGGAGCGGAACGCUGGAACGACGCGAACCAGUGGAAGGGGCGUACCGCAGUCCCACGGCAAAGUACCUGACGGAGCCUGACUUGAUAAACGAGGUGCCGGAGGCGACGGAGGGUUACGGCAUCUACCAGCAGCAGCGUGGCGAGCGCCAGCUGCUCGAAUACGACCCGCGGUACUGCCUGCAGCCUGAACUGCCGCAGAUCGGAUACCUCGGCACCGACGGAUACCCCGUCGACUUUGGCCUGCCGAAAAUAUCCUUCGCCAGCACACUGCCUCGCCGCCUCCAUCCCCCUCAGGGAUCCGCCGCUGCCCCCCAGGCGCGCUACUCGAGGGAAGCCGAGUUCCUCGCCAGGUCGACGCCUUACGACGCUGUUGCCCCGAGGAGCGACGCCCGCUACACCGCCGAGGGCUAUCCCUACCCACCUCACCCGCCACUCAAGCAGCUGCAGAUCCCUGCCUCACCGACUGCUCCGGCUGUCCUGCCGGACGUCCCGUUCAUACCUUCGCCACCGGCCGCCUAUCGCGGAGAACCAACGCCUAUGUCGCCCAGAUCGCUUCUUGGCAAGACCGCUAGGGAAGCCGCUGCUGCUGUUGCCGCCAGAGCAGAGGGCGCUCAUCGCGCACCUGAACACUCGGAAAGCCCCGACGAGGGAUACGUCGGGGAAACAAUGGACGUCUGAAACGCCGAGGGAACGACGGAACGGAACGGAAACGGAACGGAGCUGAUUGUAAAACGUUGAGUGGAUCGCGACACUCUGCAAUAAAUGAUAAUCGUUUGUGUAAACGUGUCAUGUUGAAGGAGUACGGUGUGAAUAAUAUCAUCGAUAAUCAACUUUAUAUACAUAUACAUAUAUAUAUAUAUAAUUGAUUUUGAAAAAAUAAAUGAAAAAGGGGAUUUCUCUGGUGUAUUUUACAGUGAAAAAAAAAAAAAAAAAAAUCGUGUUAACAAAAACGCGCACCCUUGAAUAGUGUAUAUUGCAAUGAAAACGUAAUUUAUAAACUGUGUAGGUAUAAAUACAUGUAAACAUAUGAGACAAAAGAUUUAGAUUUAUGGAAUUGGACGUUCAAUGCUCAGUAUAUUUUGUAAUAAUUAUCAUUCAAAACAUCGGUGAAUUUUGAAGAAGGAACGAUUAUCAGUCGCGUGUGUAAUUUUUUUUUUUUCAUUUUCUUUUAAUCACUGAGAAACAAAUUUAUUUCUCGGUUAAAUUGCAAUCUCCUUUUACACCGUGUUCGUGUUAAAAAAAAAAGUGUUAAUCCCAUCAGACAAUGAGUGAUGAAUAUUAUGCUCAAGACAAUUAGUAAAUUAGUAAUCUUAUAUUAUAGCAAAUCACUUCGAUGAGUGUAUCUGUACGAA